UUCUGCAUAGUUUACAACAGUGCACCAUGAGUAGAAAGAACACUACCAAUGCAUCUGGCUUCAUCCUCGUGGGGCUGACGGACUCUGCAGAGACACAGCUGGUCCUCUCCGUGCUCUUCCUCCUGAUUUACCUGAUCACGGUGCUGGGGAACAUGGGGAUGAUAUUGAUCAUUCACCUGGAUCCCCAGCUGCACACCCCCAUGUACUUUUUCCUCACUCACCUAUCAUUUAUCGACCUCAGCUACUCAAGUGUCUUCACCCCUAACACCUUACACAACUUACUGACUUCCAACAAGAGCAUCUCCUUCCUGGGCUGCUUCACCCAGAUGUUCUUUUUUAUCCUCUUGGCUGGCACUGAGUUUUUUCUUCUCUCCUCGAUGGCCUAUGAUCGCUAUGUAGCUAUCUGCAACCCUCUGCGCUAUCCAGUCGUUAUGUCCACAAGACUGUGCCAUACUCUGCUUGCUGGAUCCUAUGCUAUUGGAUUUCUUGAUUCUACUGUGACUGUGGUUUUCAUGAGCAAACUUCACUUUUGCCAGUAUAAUGUCAUCCAACACUUUUUCUGUGACUCAUCCCCUAUUUUAGCCCUGUCCUGCAGUGACACAUCCAAGGUAGAAAUCACUAUAUUCAUUUUUGCUGGAUCCACUAUAAUGCUGUCCCUCUUCACCAUAUCUGGAUCCUAUCUGUCCAUCCUCUCCACCAUCCUAAAAAUUAAUUCCACUGCUGGAAAGAAAAAAGCCUUCUCCACUUGUGCCUCCCACCUCCUGGGAGUCACCAUCUUCUACAGCACUAUGAUCUUCACUUAUCUAAAACCAAAGAUGUCCUACUCCUUGGGAAGGGAUCAGGUGGCUUCUGUGUUUUACACGAUUGUGAUCCCCAUGCUAAAUCCUCUCAUCUACAGUCUCAGAAACAAAGAGGUGAAAAGUGCUGCUGUUAGAAUCCUGCAGAAGAGAGAUGGCUUCAGGUGGUUGGUAUCCCAGUGGUGCUAA
Fukomys damarensis (Damara mole-rat) is the source of this 986-nucleotide messenger RNA. RefSeq names its product olfactory receptor 8H1. Gene Ontology annotation, biological process: sensory perception of smell; G protein-coupled receptor signaling pathway. The record is from RefSeq and is a predicted model, not a curated record. The transcript has a single exon. NCBI's taxonomy places the organism in Eukaryota, Metazoa, Chordata, Mammalia, Rodentia, Bathyergidae. Gene Ontology annotation, cellular component: membrane. Bases 27 to 986 code for a protein of 319 amino acids. Gene Ontology annotation, molecular function: olfactory receptor activity; G protein-coupled receptor activity; odorant binding.